Messenger RNA from Daphnia magna, 7005 nucleotides. RefSeq names its product melanopsin. The record is from RefSeq and is a predicted model, not a curated record. The transcript is spliced from 12 exons. Gene Ontology annotation, molecular function: G protein-coupled receptor activity. Lineage: Eukaryota; Metazoa; Arthropoda; Branchiopoda; Diplostraca; Daphniidae. Gene Ontology annotation, biological process: G protein-coupled receptor signaling pathway. The coding region runs from base 4662 to 6392 and encodes 576 amino acids. Gene Ontology annotation, cellular component: membrane; photoreceptor outer segment.
UGCAUUUGGCUGAACAACAACGAUCGAUACAAUCAAUGUGUCUGUAAAGCUUCUUGGUCGUUCGAUCUGUGGCGAAACGAGAAUCAGCCAAAUGGAUCGUGUAUAGCUACGAACAGGUAUAAGUUGUGUUGAGAUACAGUUGAGCUGACAACCAAUUAACCGGUCGACAGCGAAAAGGAAGGAACAGAAACACACAUUUAGCUGUGUACAUUUGAGGCAUUUCGGUUAUAUACAGACAGCCAUUUUCUAGAUUGUAUAUGUGCAUCAGGAGAAACGGAUGCCGGAAAUCUAACGAGAUUGUCACGUCAAAAGCAUAGACACCAGAUUUCGAAGAAAUCAGAUCCGUCAACAUCCAAGUUGGAUGUUUCGUUUACUUUCACUCAUUGUGCUGCUCCAACAGGCUCCGAUUCCAUGGCGACUAGCAUCAUUUCCGCUUUACACAUAAACCUGUCGUUGCUUUCAGCUUCUUAUCCGUUUUGAAUGAAAGUUUCGGUUACACCAGAGCAAAUAUAUACAAGUCAACAAGGAAGUAACUUUACAUUUAACAGCGUCGUCUAAAUAUAGACAUUGUCUGACCAGCAUUUCGCAGCCACCAUUGACGUUUGGAGUCAUUAGAAACAAGCUGAAUAACACAUCAUCAAAGUGGGCGGUUAUUCUAUCACAAACAGCGACUGUCUGCCCGUUACGUCAUACCUAACCAUCCACAUAAGGGCAAAAUCAAUUUACAGUAGAUACCCCUCUUAUUGUAUUAACGGAAAGGGCAACAUAUACGAGGCCUUGCCACUUGGAGUUCUUGCCAUUGGCAACAACUGAAGAACUGCCGUUAAAAUAUAAAAAUUGUAUUGUUCAAUAACAUCUUUUGAUGUUCUUUGUGUAGACCAGCAGUUGAACGAGUCUAUUCGCAUUGCAUAUAUAGAUUUCUGCGUAGCGAUAAGACUUUAUUUUGGGAGGGAAAGAGAAAAGACCCAAUUUUUGUUUGUUUGACUAGGAAACAAGCAAGGUAAUAUCAGGCCGGCUUCUUCUUUUGUCAAACUGCUGAGGACACUUGCAAAAUCCAUCUAAGCCUGCACACACACACACACACACACACGUCAUGUACAGAAGAAAAGGAAAACAGCAAUAGACAGGAUGUAAACAAUCUCGACUAUAUAUAUAUAAGCUCUCUUUUCAUCUGCUUUAUUCUCCUUCCAUUUUUUUCUUUAUAAAGCCAAGCCUUCUUAUCAUACAGGAUUGCUGUAUGCUAUUAUGUUUGACUGAUUAUUGAGGCAUCUCUAUGAAAAAAGGGAAAAAAUCGGAUAUAGGUAAAUUUCUCUUUUGUCGGCUGACGAUGAUCGAAAAUCAAAAAGGAUGACGUCACUGUCACAAGAGGCUUACAUUCCACUCUGCAGGAUUUUCGAAGGCUCCUUCUAAUACAACCUGUAGUAAUAAUAAGGGCCUCCCCUAUUGUUGAGAAUUAAUCACGGAUACGUUGAACGGCAUAUAGGGAAAAAUUGAUCGAUACAUCAGUAGUCUUAAGCGGAUGCUUAGCUAACGAGCUCUUUAUCUAGAAUGAUUCUUUUUUUAAACAACGCGCUUUGAAAAGGUAAUCACGCACGUCAGAAUUUGCUCACUCGAUGCAUCAGUUGCUGUAUAAACUAGAAAAUGAGGUGAAAUCAAGUUGUUCUGCAUUACGAAGUGCUUAAUCAGAUUACGACCGUGAAUGUAUAGACUACUACGCGGGUUAAAUAAUCGAUUGGCUUUAGACUCCAUGGCUGCGUAAUUAAAGCGUGACACAAUGCAUAUUCGAGUACAGCACGUGUCUGAACAAUACGAUAAUUCGUGGUAAUAUAUGCGCGCGCGUUAUGCGCUCUACGCAGCGAUUAUAUUAAACCAACACAGCCGGAAAAGCUUUAAAAAAAACGAAAACAUUCAUUUUUCGUGAAACGCAUCAACUCCGUCUGCGUUCGUGCGACAACAUGUCAAUUUGCAACAGAGGGAAAGCCUUGCUAUCUCUAAUGUCAUGUUAUUAGCAGACAAGCGUUUUUUUCUUGUGUCUGGUUUCCACAACAAAAACGCCCCCUCGGCACGUGCCUAAUUUUAUGCGCAAUAUCAGAAUUAGACCUAGCCUUCAUUUUUUAUUUUUCAAGAUAAAACUAGAGGUAUGGAACACAUAUAAAAAAUUGCCCCACCAGGUAGAGCUAUUUUUCAAUUUUUCUGUUUUUUUCACCAAGGACACAGUCGGGCACUUGCAGACAUCAAUAGCAAUUGAGCAUUGGCACAAUAGUGUUGUUAGCUGUCUACUCGUUUCCAUCUAACACGAGUGUGUCAAUAUAUGCCAACGGUUUGGACCACAGUGCGAAUAAUAGUGAAUUCCUUCAGCUACUUUCGAUCGUCUCAAUCACGCGUGUGCAGUAACGAAUCACCAUCAUCCGAUAAAGGAUUGCAUAUGGUGACGUCACAACAGCAGAGAAACAUAUGGAUCAAAGAUACAAAAGUUUGCAAACGUUUCAUUAUAUCGACGUAAGAAUAUUUGAAUCUCAGCCGGAGAUAUUGGAAAACCGUCCGGCAGCACCAUCUGUGAACGUGCAUCCGAACGAAGAUGUUGCUCUCCUCCAGAUGGAAAACGUCUUCGCUUCUACACGUUUUGAAUCACCUGGAUGAACAUAAUCGUGUUACCAAAAAUGCAAUUGUGUUUUUAUUUUGCAUAUCUUUUUCCCCAACAACGGAUAUCCGGCCGCGUGUAAUUAGAUGGACUUUUACAUAGACGUCAGUGCAAGCGUACAGCAGUCAACUUUGAAAGCCCAUCAAGUCUAAUUAGAUAAAAAAAAUUCCACCCGUCUAAGACAAGUUAGCCAAUUGCACAGCGUCCCACGCCUGUUUUACCCAUCCGGAGAAUGGAACAAUUGGCGCAAGUACUUUUUGCUAAUUCAAACUUUUUGGGGUGGACGUCAAUUCUUUGGUGAACGAAAAGUACGAACAUCGGCAAGUGUGCCACUCAAGCUGGAAUUCAUUCCUUCUUCGUCAUAGUACGUCCACGUGUGUAGGGUUUUUACUUGAUCGGAUUGAAUUAUUUGGCAAAGGACAACCCAUUCACUGCGGACAGACCACGAUUUGCUUUAACGCAGUGCAGAGCAAAAGAGAAUGGUGUCUAUCAGUUCUCUAACCAAUCGAUAGCGACCAUUAAUCAACUAAACGGUAAUGUGAAUUGAGCGAUUUCCCUUUGAAAUGUGUCCAGCCCCUCAGUAAAAUUGCCCUUUGUUCUUUAUCUAGACUCUUGCUUUUUCGCUAUAUCCAUUGACUGAUGGAUUGUAUCAUGUUUUUUUUUUCCCCGUCCAUGUACAGAUAUUACAAAAAAAAAAAGAGACAUUGACGGGCCAAGAACGAAUGGCUUUCAAUAACAAUGAAAUUUCUAUGCAUCCAGCAUUCUCUUCUUGUACGAUGUUACAGCAUCGCUAUGACGCCAUUGGCUAAGCCAAUUCGUAUAUGCAUAACAAGAUUAAUGGCACUCGAUUUCUUUACAUUUAGGGAAAAUCCUUGACGUGAUGCAAGUUUAGUGCGACACCGACUGAAGCAAAGAAAUAGAGGGAAAUCUGGUACACGACACGUUAAAUUUCUCCUACACCGGAGCACAUGAUGUGUAACACCGCCGAGAUCUGUCAAAUUUCAUGGGUCUGUUGAUUCUCAUGGUGCGUGUAUUGCUGCCAUUGUCGCAAUUCGAUCAUCCAAUUGGAUCGAGAAAAAAAAAUGGCCAGCCAAUGUACGAAGUACAGACGAUGUAAUUAUGCACGGCCGAGAUGCUAAUAAAGGCAAGUCAAAAGAAGAUUGAAUAAGAAAGGGUGAAAGGGGCAUCAAAUUGAGGUGGCAGAAACGAGGGGAAAAGAGAGAAAAUAUGCUGAUAUCAAUAAAAUGAGCUUCGGCAAUCCAAUUUUUGGCAAAAAUAAUGAAAUUACAGCGUCUGCGCUUCGCAUUUCGAUAAGAGCAGAUUUUUUUUUUUUAAUUUUAUUUCGAAAAAAGUGCCAGACGAUUGACAUGUAAAAUUCAUAACCCAUCCUGAAUCAUCUAUAGAAUUUUAGCAUAGCGCGCUAGUACGGCGCAUCAGGGCCACUCCACCUACACCCCGUGUAUUUACAACGCGGAGUGAAAUGCCUGAUCUUGCGCUGCUGCGACCAGCUCUUCUUCGUGCACCAUCCCAAGUCUUAAACAGAAGUCUGGCGUAUAAAAGAAGGUCUCUGCUUUAAGACAGACUUUAGUCUGGCCCAGUCAGCAGCUGGACAUGACGUCGUCAAAGAGUUGCAGUGAAUGUCUGUGUUUUCGGAAUCGACUGUUUCUUAUCUUUCACGCUGCCUUUAGCGCAUCAAUCGACUGAAUGGAAACGCCGAUGAACCUCUUAGUUCUCUUCAGCGUUCUCGUUCAAACACAAAGGGCCGAGUGGGCUGCUUAUCUUUUUUACGGAGAGAACGCGAUGAGUUGGAACGGCCUCGCUGGAGGAAAAAGUUCGGCAGGAACGGGACCGCAGUCGUGUUAAAAUGAAGAACUUGAUUAACAAUAGCAUUUCCCUUUUGAAAGUGAAUCCUUGUACGAUCGGCAACUCUUUUUCAGCCCGAUCUAUGGCCGUCUGCGCGGGACCACGGCCCAACGAUAGACGUCAUCGUUAUUAGGAGUAAACAACGGGCUAAUUCGUUAUGGAUUUUAUCGGUGAUGAGCAAUUAUGGCCAAGGGAAGAAGGCGGUUUAACGGACGAUGAUUCAUUUGCGAAUGGAUCGUCCGGCAUCGUGUCACAAUUACUGAUGCCCGUCUGGGCGUAUCAAUUAGCAGCCGUCUAUCUCAUCUUCAUCAGCAUCAUGGGUUUGAUAACCAACAUCAUCGUCGUCGUGGUCAUUCUUAAUGAUCCACAGAAAAUGACCCCCCUCAACUGGAUGCUGCUCAAUUUGGCCUGUUCCGAUGGAACUAUCGCAGGAUUUGGUACAACCGUAUCGACAGCUGCUGCUUUGCAAUUCGGAUGGCCUUUCGGGCAAGAGUUGUGCGUCGCCUAUGCAAUGAUCAUGUCCACGGCAGGAAUAGGAUCGAUAACAACUUUAACAGCUUUGGCCUUGUGGCGAUGUCAGUUGGUUGUCUACUGCCCGGCAAAACGGGGCAGCGCUUUUGCCAACAACAACAGCAACGGUGGAAGACUGGGACAUUGUCGGGCCGUCCUUUUACUGGCCAUUAUCUGGACGUACUCGUUAGCUGUGACUUGCCCGCCGCUUUUCGGAUGGGGACGAUACGACAGGGAAGCCUCCCACAUCAGCUGCUCGGUGAAUUGGGAGUCUAAAAUGGACAACAAUAGAUCGUACAUCUUGUACAUGUUUGCCUUUGGAUUGUUCGUCCCUUUGGUUGUUAUAGUCGCCUCUUACGUCAGCAUCUUACGCGUCGUUAAAAAGACGGGCAAAUUUAGGAACACUACGUUGGCUACGCUGAAACAGAAACAACAAAACGAUCAGCAAACAACGGCCGACUUGCAAGAAGUGAAGCACCAAUCGAAUGUCAACAACAAUCAACGACGCAAAAGUUCCAAGAGUAGCAAUAGCGAUGCGGCUGAGAAACGAGUCACCAUCAUGGUGGCCUGUAUGGUGGGCGCGUUUAUGACGGCCUGGACGCCCUAUUCCAUUUUGGCUCUUUUCGAAACAUUUAUCGGCGGUCCUAAUAACUCGCACAACAACGUGUCUUCAUUUCGAGAGGACGACAAUGAAAAUGUUGUUUAUUUUGUCAGUGGAGUUUCACCUGGAUUCGCCACCAUUCCAUCGCUUUUUGCUAAAACGUCAGCCGUCCUCAAUCCACUGAUUUACGGACUGCUCAACACUCAGUUUCGGUCGGCCUGGGAGAAAUUUUCCCUUCGAUUUCUAAGUCGACAUCGACAUCUCCGUCAGUUUAGUCAGGAAAUGAUGGGCGUGUCUUUGAAUGCAACCAGUCGUCGUCUACGACAAUUGCUAGAUUUCAGUUACACUAUGAAACCUUCGUUAACUGUCAACUUGCCCAUGGCAGAAAUCGUUCCCAUCCUCAACAACGAAUCGCAUCCAGAACCGCAAUACAAAUCGACUUCUUUCAGGAUCGUAGGUGAUGCCCAGCCCAGUACUCAGAUUCUACCCCAACGUCAACCGGCUAUCAAACAGGAUCAUAGAACGGAAGUUCGGUCAAGAAGCAAUUCUUUGGACGAUCGGGGAAUCACAAAAGAAUCUUCCCAAAGUGUUCCACGCAAUCCUAUACAACACGAGCAGCCCGUUAAAUUGGUGGUCGUUCGUUUACUGUCUGAUUCGACGAGCUGUUGCUACACGACGGACGAAACGUCUCUUGAUGCCAGUAGUUGCCCUGUCGGGCAUUCUCCAUUCAAAAAUCGAUUCAACAAAGGCAAAAACAAUCAACCCCAGCAAGUGUAAAACAUUUAAUGGCCAGUUCGACUUUGUUGUUUUAAUUGGGCCAAAUUGAUUAGUGGAGUGGAAUUUUUUUGUCAAUCUGUUGAUAUUAAUGAAAAAUUCACAUUUCUCUUCUCUUGUCAUUCUAGAAAAAAUCAUCUAAUCUGAGACAAAAUCUUUGUAAUUAGCCAGGAAAAAGAGUUUAAUUUCUCUGAAUAAUGUCCGUAGUGUGUUCAUUCCCAUUGUUUGUGUACUCUCUUGAGACAUUUAUCUAUUUUGAGAAACUAGAGCAAUGCUAUUAUGAAUCGUUUCAGCGACGAUUUGUUGAUUGAUAAGCCUUGGACGAGAAAAUGGGUGAAUUUGUUCUUUGACUUGGAAUUGAUAUUAUAAAAUCAUGCUAUCUGUUGAUUGAUCUCUUGUACGAAUGUGUAAUAGCUAUAACGUACUGAUACGUGAUCUAGGAAACACGAUGACACAGGGUCCGUACUCAUUUCGUGAUCUACGCUACUCGAUAUUUUUUACGUAACGAAUGUAAUUACAUCAUACAAUGCACAUCGAUCGCUGCUCUACGUGUAAUAUACGAGAAUGACACCAUCAAUACAUCUAUCCAUCCAAUAAAAGAAGAUGCACGUUUAAA